GUAAAAGGUAUCCUAGUCCUAGGAUAAGACGGGCAAACUUCUGGCCAUCCCACGAAAGUCACCAUAUUUCAUGAGCAUCCUGGACAGGAGACAGCGUUGCGAGUCCGCGGAGUCUAUGGCAUUCAACAUAGACGAGGGAUCCAAAGGGACACUGUUGGUUGAUUCAUCGGCUGUUUGCGGCUCUUGGCGUUCAAACAAGCGAGGGCCGGCAUGUAACUCACUAUGUUCCGGCAUAGGGGAAAGUGAAGAGAACUAACAACACCGCGGCUCUUGCCCUGAUCAAUAUUUGGGAAAGGGUGGUAAAUUGGCGAGGUUGAGUGGGUAUUUACCGUUCACUACGCUUUAUACCCGCGUGUUCGCGAUUAUGUCUGUGAUGGCGCCCAAUCUGCCAAUCACAGGACCGAGUAGCCGCCAUAACCAUGCAACCGCAACUACCAGCGGCCUCCUCCAUCCACAAGUUAAAGCACCGCCACAUUCCUCGGUCUUCAACCACUCUUCUAUCACCAGCCAUGUCUUCUCAGGAUACCCGCUCCAUGAGCCAGCGUCUUCGCCCUCGUCGUCCCUCGACCUUCCUUACCUUGGCUCCUAUCAUCUCCGGUGCCGAGCAAAAGCCCAAGGUCGCUUCUGCCGAUGAGGCUGCUCUCGAGUCUCCUACUGAGAGCGUCAAGCAAGUAGAGGCCGACUCUGCCGAGGCCAUCAAGCGCCGCGCCUCCAGUGUCAGCAGCCAGUCCUCCACCACUGGCGGAUUCCGCUUCCUGAGGAACCACUAAAGGGUCGCACCACUUUUUUUUAGCGGUUGGCAAUUUGCCCAUCCUGUCGUUCAGUCAUACUUUCAAGCGAUAAAAAGAUGGGGCAAGCACGAGCCUUGCUGCUGCAUGACACAUUUCCUUAUCAUAUACCUUCCAGCCAUGAUGGCAUGGAUCCCAUCGACAUGGGGAGCACAACGAUGUGCCAUUUCGGCGGAUAGAAACACACCUCUUGGGCGAAAAUGGCAAACUGGAUGAUUCCUAUACCACAAAGGCUUUCAAACGACGCUUCUCGGUCUUCUUUUUCUGUAAUCCUCUGACAG
Messenger RNA from Neurospora tetrasperma FGSC 2508, 1069 nucleotides. RefSeq lists its product as uncharacterized. The transcript has 2 exons. The coding region runs from base 420 to 770 and encodes 116 amino acids. Lineage: Eukaryota; Fungi; Ascomycota; Sordariomycetes; Sordariales; Sordariaceae. The record is from RefSeq and is a predicted model, not a curated record.